AGUGUAUAAAAAAAAUGCGCGCCGUGGUCAACUCCUCAAUGAUUAAAGUUUUCGAAACUUUUGCACUUUUGCUUUGAUUGAAUGUAGUUUUCUUUGAAUUUUUACAAGUUUUUUUUCGUGUUACGUUCGAUUUCUCGUGUAAAAAUGAGUAAAAAAGCGACGAAAAAACCGGGCAUUCAGAAAGAUGACAUUCUUCAAGCCGUCGUCGUCAUGGAUUCUUACAACAAGAACUUCAUGCCAGCUUGCUCCUGUGUAGCAACACUACCUGUGGUUAAUAGGAAAUUAUUAGAUUACAGUUUGGAAUGGCUGAACUCAUCAAGUGUCGGCGAAGUAAUCCUGUUUUGCUCAUCCAACGUAACAGAAAUAAAGAAACACGUCAACAGCAAAACACAUCUCAACAUCCACGUAAAAAUUUUGAUUUCCGAAGAUUGUUGUUCUCUAGGUGACGUUAUGAGAGCACUCGAUAAAUACGCUGUGAUCCGAUCCACAUUUAUACUACUUACCGUCGAUGUAAUUGGCAAUGUUAAUUUUACGUCAGCUUUGAAAAAAUUCAAAUCGAUUCAAGAUAAAGAUAAAGGUGCGUCGAUGAUGAUCCUUUGCAAACCCGUUGGAAAGCAAAGGAAAGAUCUUGAAAAUAAUACUGUCAUAGUGUCGAAUUCUGAAAAUCGUAUCAUCUCUUAUCAAGUCCAAGAAUCCAAAAACAUCGACAUACCGAUGGAUAUCUUAUUAGAGCACGAUUACAUCGAUCUUAGAAAUGAUUUACUUCAAGUCGGUGUCGCUAUUUGUUCCGUUGCAGUUCCUCCUUUGUUCAGUGACAAUUUCGACUUUCAAUCGUUAGAUGACUUCAUUCGUGGAUUAUUAGUCAGCGAAGAAGUUAUGCAAGGAACAGUUUAUUACGAUACUGUGAAAGAAAACGAAUAUCUGAAUAAAAUCACCAAUUGGCCAAUGUAUCAAAUAGUCAGUCAAGAUAUUAUUCGAAGAUGGACCUUUCCCAUGGUUCCUGAUAUUAGUGAAAAGUACAUUUACGGAAAAAACAGUGUUUAUUUGAAGAACGUUACGAUUUGUAAAAACUGUAAACUCAUUUCCGACGUUGUCAUCGGUAAUAAGACAAAAUUGAAGGAAAACGUAUACGUAGACCAUUCAGUCAUCGGAGACGAUUGCAUCAUCGGAGAAAACGUUCAUAUCGAGAAUUCGUAUAUUUUUAAUAACGUUAUCAUCGAAAAGAACAGCGUCAUCAAGCAUUCUGUGAUAGGAGAAAAUUGUCUUAUAAAAGAAAAUUGCAAACUGAGUGAAAACUGCAUCCUAGGCCCCGGCGUUAUUUUAGGUCAAAAUAACGAAUUGAGUAAAAUCUUCCUAGCUUCCGUGGAAGGAUCGAAUAGAAAAUCAUCUGUUUCGGAAAAUGGAUCUAAUUACAAGCACUCUAUGUUCGACAACUCAGAUUCCGAAGAUGAAGAACCACCACCUUGUUUAAUAACAGAGCGAAAUUUACAGAGUGAAAAUGAUGAUUCGUUGUCAGAAAGUAGUUUUGGUUCGUCCGCCGAUGAUCAUCACGAACGAGUAAUGGAAGAAGAUGAAGAUAUAUUUUUAAACGAAGUAGUCGAUUCGUUAACUCGAGGAUUUGAAGAUAAAUUAAAAUGUGAGAACUUAAUUUUGGAAAUUAAUUCUUCGAGAUACGCUUACAAUAUCGCCGUGAACGAUGUUAAUACCAAUUUAAUUCGAGCCAUGUUACAAAUUGAAUCGUCCGCCGUCGACAGUUCUAAUUCCUUACAAUUUCUCCAGUAUACUCUCUCAAAACUGAACCAUUUCAUGCCUCUGAUUGAAAAUUACAUAAAAACCAACGAUGCUCAACAAGACUGUCUCUCAGCCAUCGAACAUUACGUUAAUUAUCAUAAUGCAACCAAGAGUGAAGAAGAAUAUAAAACAUUGUUGAAAAUUCUACCGAAAAUUUUACAUUUCUUUUACGAUAAAAAUAUCAUCGAGGAACAUGAAAUUUGUUCGUGGCAUAAGAAAAUCGAAAUACAUGAAACCCAAGAAGCUCUAACCUCGUUUAUUACAUGGCUUCAGGAAGCUGAUGAAGAAUCUGAUGAAUCUAGUGAUUAAUGUAGUUUUACGAAAAUUAAAUUUGGUACAAUUUUUUUACUGUCGUUGAAUGAAUUAAUAUUUCAUCACAUUUAUCGAGAUUUUUAUUUUUUACAUCAAUAAAAAGUAUUAUAAUUUAUCUCAA
Planococcus citri (citrus mealybug) is the source of this 2224-nucleotide messenger RNA. RefSeq names its product translation initiation factor eIF2B subunit epsilon-like. NCBI's taxonomy places the organism in Eukaryota, Metazoa, Arthropoda, Insecta, Hemiptera, Pseudococcidae. Gene Ontology annotation, cellular component: eukaryotic translation initiation factor 2B complex. The record is from RefSeq and is a predicted model, not a curated record. Bases 145 to 2100 code for a protein of 651 amino acids. Gene Ontology annotation, molecular function: guanyl-nucleotide exchange factor activity; translation initiation factor binding; translation initiation factor activity. The transcript has a single exon.